Molecule: messenger RNA, 153 nt
Organism: Serpula lacrymans var. lacrymans S7.9
Lineage: Eukaryota; Fungi; Basidiomycota; Agaricomycetes; Boletales; Serpulaceae
Exons: 1
Coding region: 1-153 (50 amino acids)
Source: RefSeq, a predicted model, not a curated record
AUGUGGGUGACUUAUUCCACAUCCGCAGUCCAAUCGACGUGCAUGCCAAAGUGUGGCAUGUUAAUGUUCGCAGAAAAAUAUCUUACAGUGACAUGGAAAACAAAUAGGCUCAUGGACGAACGACUUCAUUUACAACAUGGGCGGAAAACCUGA